This is a messenger RNA of Vigna radiata var. radiata (mung bean), 1157 nucleotides long. Its product is annotated as proteasome subunit alpha type-7. Gene Ontology annotation, biological process: ubiquitin-dependent protein catabolic process. The record is from RefSeq and is a predicted model, not a curated record. Lineage: Eukaryota; Viridiplantae; Streptophyta; Magnoliopsida; Fabales; Fabaceae. The transcript has 3 exons. Bases 119 to 868 code for a protein of 249 amino acids. Gene Ontology annotation, cellular component: proteasome core complex; nucleus; proteasome core complex, alpha-subunit complex.
CGUUUUCUUGUUCUUCACUCUCUUCAGCGAAGCAAAACGCUUGAAUAGAGAGGCAAGGAGAGAGGUAGCAAUACCAAGUCAGAAGUAAAACUUAGUAGCAAACACAAAGCACGGCACAAUGGCCAGGUACGAUCGAGCAAUCACCGUGUUCUCCCCCGACGGUCACCUCUUCCAGGUCGAGUAUGCCCUCGAAGCCGUCCGCAAAGGUAACGCCGCCGUCGGCGUCCGAGGCACCGACAACGUCGUCCUCGGCGUCGAGAAGAAAUCCACCGCCAAACUCCAAGACUCCAGGACUGUGAGGAAGAUUGUGAAUCUCGAUGAUCACAUUGCGCUUGCCUGCGCGGGGCUGAAGGCCGACGCACGUGUGCUCAUAAACCGGGCACGUGUGGAGUGUCAGAGUCACAGGCUCACCGUCGAGGAUCCCGUUACUGUCGAGUAUAUCACCCGUUACAUUGCAGGGCUUCAGCAGAAGUACACGCAGAGUGGUGGUGUGCGACCCUUUGGGCUUUCCACCCUCAUUGUUGGGUUUGAUCCCUACACUGGCGCCCCCUCACUGUACCAAACGGACCCUUCUGGCACGUUUUCCGCGUGGAAGGCGAACGCCACCGGCCGAAACUCGAAUUCGAUUCGGGAGUUUCUGGAAAAGAAUUACAAGGAGACCUCUGGGCAGGAGACUGUGAAAUUGGCUAUUCGUGCAUUGCUUGAAGUUGUUGAGAGUGGAGGGAAAAAUAUAGAAGUUGCUGUGAUGACUAAGGAGCAUGGUCUGCGUCAACUGGAGGAAGCUGAAAUCGAUGCCAUCGUUGCUGAGAUCGAAGCAGAGAAAGCAGCUGCUGAGGCUGCGAAGAAAGCCCCUCCGAAGGAGACAUGAUUUUCUGUUUAGUGUGUUACGCAGUGUUCUUGGUGGGUUGUGGCUGUACUCGCUGGAGCUAAAUUGAUGGCAUUGUGUCUGAGAUUGAAACAGAGAAAACGGUUGUUGAGGCUGCAAAGAAUACCAUUUCUAAGGAGAAAACAUGAUUUAUGUUACUUUUGUUUAGCACUUGAACUGGUCUUGAUAGAUGUUGGCCUAACUUAUAAUUGAAUUCUUUGCUGUUUUUGGGUACUGCCAUGUGACAUAGUAUUGGUCAAAUUAAUUGCAUGCCAUUGUUAUUCAAGUUCAA